Molecule: messenger RNA, 2372 nt
Organism: Trichobilharzia szidati
Lineage: Eukaryota; Metazoa; Platyhelminthes; Trematoda; Strigeidida; Schistosomatidae
Source: the annotation of a GenBank genome assembly
CUGAAGGUCAGGCGCUAUUUAUGAUAUUUGACCUAGAAGGCACCGGAGGGUGUUGGGUUCAGAUUCCUUCGUGCUUUCUGGUUCAGAGUGGCUUAAAAUACAUUAAUUUUCCUGAAUCUUGUCAAGUAAAUGGAAUACUUUAGCCGAACACCCAUAAAAAACGAUGUUUUAGGUAUUAUUAGUCAGGUAUGUAUUUAUCAUUUGAAGUAAUGUCUUUGUAAAGCUCAGUUCAAGGAAAAAGAAUCCACGUACUCCAUUCCGAAGCGACCGCACGAAUACAAACUCCCGGGAAUUUCUCUCUUUCCCGCUUCAAUUUGUUGAAUUCACUCCAGAAAAGUUAUGCGUUGAUAAAUGCCAAAAGAAAUAUUCAUCUAAUGUAGAAAUAGAUGAAACACAUACCUCAGAAGUUUCUAAGUUGAAUGUGAAAACAACAUCGUUGAACAGAUUCAGUCCUGAAGCUUCUUCUGACUUCCCACUGACCAACUUAUAUGAGUCAGCUUUCGACAACAGUCCUGAUGCACAAUCACUUGCACACGUUUCACCAAUAGUUAAAUAUAGUCCUGAAGCGUCUCCAAAGACGGGGAUAGAUAAGGCAGCUGUUGAUGAUAACUUCGGCACACAACUGUUUGUACAAACUUCACCAACCGAACAUUUUCGUGAUCCUAAUGACAAUAAUGGCAAGGUUGACGAUAGUUCUAAGAUACUUCUAGUAUCUACAAAAUCAGACAUGAAUAGAUCAAUGUCCCUUAAUUACUCUAAUAUUAGGACAGUUGCACAUACAUCCUUGAAAAUUGAUAAUCUUUUCGACCCAAAUAAUAAAUCGAACGUUAGUAGUGGGGAUGACGAUGAUGAUGCUUUUGAAAGAUUUAUAGAGUCUCAGAAGAAAACCAAAAUAACAAAAUCGGAAGAUGAUCAAAGCAGCGAUUGGCUAUCUGGAGAGUCUGAAGAGGAUGAUGAUUCAAGUUCUACCUCUCCCUAUCAAACAUUUUACUACAGAAUCCAUAAUCAAGUAGACUCUUCGGAAGUCAGAAAACCAUCAUUACCCUUAUUCGAUUCGGAUUCCUCUGAGUCUGAUAGAGAAAACUCUUCUUCGGUUAAAAAUAAUCAGUCAGUUACUACCUCAGUUCCAAAGCGUCUAGAUGUUCCGAACUGUCAUAAAAGCACAAAGAAAGACGAAAAGCCUAAUUCAUCAGAUGUGCCUGUGGAGGACUUUGUGUAUUCACUGUACCCAGUUAAUGAUAAUGACAGAAAAUCAACAGCACACAGAAAAAUUCGUCAUCCUGAUGCACUAAAAUUUGUUCAAAAAUUUAAACCCAAUCGAUGUGAAUUAGCCAAGAAAUUGUAUGAAAUUUAUAAUGAAAAGAUAUUCUCUAACCAAUUACCGUCAAAUCUGGAGAUAAUAUGGAAUCGUCGAUUGUUGAAAACUGCUGGUCUUUGCAAGUAUAUGACACGUACAACAACCCAUUCUGACAAGACUUCUACUCAGGUUCGAAUUGCACAAAUUUUGCUUUCAGAAAAGGUUUGCACUACAGCAGAACGUGUGAGAGACACUUUGUUGCACGAAGUUUGUCAUGCAGCUGUUUGGUUGCUAGAUGGUGUAAAUGACGGUCAUGGACGACGCUGGAAGGCUUGGGCUAACCGAGCUCAUCGUAUCUGGCCGCGGUUACCUAUGGUUUCGGUUUGUCACGCAUAUACUAUUGAAACACGAUUUACAUACCGGUGUACAGGUUGUGGCGCAUGCAUUAAUCGACACAGCAAAUCUUUGGAUACCACGAAAAAGGUUUGUGGUCAUUGUCGUUCAAGGUUUGAACUGCUGAUAAAUACACCUAGAGGACGUAUGCUUCGUCCAAGUAUAGCUGCUCAAUAUGAUAAACGUCUUCUACCUCACUGUUCAGAUAAAAAGCCAAAGGAGGUAUCCCCUACAUUAUCAACAAGGCCUGAUCAAAAAUCGUUACUGCUUCGUGAAAUAAAUCAAAAUGAAAAUUUACAAAAUGGUCUGUUAAAUAUGUUCAGGGAUUUUAAUAUUUCAAACUAAUCACUGGACCUUGUAAAUUGUUAUUUUUUUGUUUUUGUAAAUUUCGUUUUCAAUUCAUAAACCAUUCCUGUUUGUGUAAUUAUUUUCUUUUGUAAUGUGAUAUUUUUGUUUGCUAAGCGUUUUAUAUUCUUUCCUUUUUCAAAAAUAUUUCUGAUUUUACAAACAUUGCAUUAUACCUCUUAAUUUAUUGAUUUUAUCGUGCAUUCUAUUUGUUUUUGUAAUGGCCGUAUGCAAUUUACAUUACCAAUGGUGAGAAGGAAACUCACAGCAUUUUCUUCAAUUUCCUUUCUGUUGUGUAUAUAAACUGAAUCAUUUUCUCCUUUUUUGAAGAUGUUGC